AUGACCACUUUGUCUGCCCAGCUGGCCCUACACCACGAACCAGCUGCAGGCCCCUCUGAGCCACCCAAACCCCUCCCUGCCAGUGCCAGCCCCAUGCUAAGCUCAAAGAUGGACCCAGGCUCUAGCUCCCACUGCCUGGCACAGGGCACAGGGCCUACCCUGCCACUGACCCCCCACAUCUCCCUGGGCAGGUGGAUCAAGUUCGAGGAGAAGGUGGAGGAUGGUGGGGAGCGCUGGAGCUCACCCCAUGUCCCAGCUCUGCCCCUGCACAGCCUGUUCCAGCUGAGGACAUGCCUGCAGAAGGGGACAAUGCUCCUGGAUCUGGAUGCCACCAGUUUCAAGGAAAUAAUUGGGAAAGCCAAAGGCAGGUCUGAGCCCAGAACCCAGGUCUCCAAAACACCUCUUAAGGAGCAGCCACGGCAUCCUGAGUACCCAGCUGCUGCAUCCCUUUCCUUUCAGCUGAGAAACAGAUUUAAGAAGAAGGUCCCACUGGGGGCUGAAGCAGCCCACGUUGCUGUCGGGGAAGUUGAAUUCCUGGAAAAGCCCUUCACUGCCUUCAUUCGCCUCAGGCAUGGGGUGUCCCUUGGCUCCCUGGCUGAGGUUUCUCUUCCAAGCAGGUUCCUCUUCAUCCUGCUGGGCCCCCCCAGAGUGAAAGCCUACCACGAGGUUGGCAGGGCCAUGGCCACACUGCUGACAGACGAGCUCUUCCAAAGAGUAGCCCGGCAGGCUGAGCACCGGGAGGACCUCGUGGCAGGGAUAGAGGCGUUCCUGGAUGAGCUGGUUGUGCUUCCUCCUGGGAAAUGGGACCCUAGUGCCCGAAUUCCUCCACCAAGCCAUCUGCCAUCUCCACGCAGAAGGUGGGCUGGUGGGAGGGCACCCCAACCCCUGCCAGCCCCUCUGCAGGGUCCUGCAGGGAUACCUUUGUUUGUGACACUGGAACUUCCAUCUCCAUGGGGAUGA
This is a messenger RNA of Vidua macroura (Pin-tailed whydah), 960 nucleotides long. RefSeq names its product electrogenic sodium bicarbonate cotransporter 4-like. The coding region runs from base 1 to 960 and encodes 319 amino acids. Gene Ontology annotation, cellular component: basolateral plasma membrane; plasma membrane. NCBI's taxonomy places the organism in Eukaryota, Metazoa, Chordata, Aves, Passeriformes, Viduidae. Gene Ontology annotation, biological process: transmembrane transport; monoatomic anion transport; bicarbonate transport. The record is from RefSeq and is a predicted model, not a curated record. Gene Ontology annotation, molecular function: sodium:bicarbonate symporter activity; monoatomic anion transmembrane transporter activity; solute:inorganic anion antiporter activity. The transcript has 5 exons.